GUCCAACGAACCAGCUUCAAACACUCCCGAGUUAUGGGCCACCUCCUAAGUCACGCGCUCUCUCUCUCUCUCUCUCUCUCUCUCUCUCUCUCUCUCCUAAUAGAAUUCUCCAAGUUUCAAGUCUUCGAGCUAUUAGUCUUCGAGAUAUUUGUAAUUCUCCAAACGCAUUGAAAAGCCAAUAACAGAGAGAGAGGGAGAGAGAGUUUUUGCGUGUUUCAAUGGCGAGCUACAAGUACAAGAUGUUGGGGUUCAGUAGGAAGUUCAAGAUGAACGAGGUGGGCCCACCGGCCGACGUGAAGGAAGCGUUCUCGAAGUUCGCCGAGGGUGCGGACCACAUGUCCGCCGACCAGCUCCGUCGCUUUCUGGUGGAGCACCAGGGCGACGUGGACGGCACUGUGGCCGAAGCGGACCGAAUCAUAGAGCAGGUUCUGCAUGAACGCCGCGAUGCGUGCGAAGGCCUUUCCCUCUCCGAUUUCUUUCAUUUUCUGUUUCACAGUGAUCUCAACGGCCCCAUCAAAUCUCAGGUACACCAUGAUAUGACUGCUCCAUUGUCACAUUAUUUCAUAUACACAGGGCACAAUUCCUAUUUGACAGGGAAUCAACUCAGCAGUGAUUGUAGUGAUGCACCAAUCAUAAAGGCAUUGCAGAGGGGUGUGAGAGUAAUUGAACUUGAUAUAUGGCCAAAUUCUACAAAAGAUGACGUCCUUGUUCUUCAUGGAAGGACCCUGACCACUCCUGUGAAGCUCCUCAAAUGUUUGCAGUCCAUUAAAGAGUACGCUUUUGUUAAAUCUCAAUACCCUGUCAUUAUAACUUUAGAAGACCACCUUACCCCUAACCUUCAGGCCAAAGUUGCGGAGAUGCUCAUUCAAAUAUUUGGAGAAAUGCUGUAUUAUCCCCAGGCAGAAUGCUUAGCUGAAUUACCAUCAACAGAAUCAUUAAAACAUCGGAUUGUUAUUUCUACCAAACCACCAAAAGAAUACCUGGAAUCUAAGGAUAGCAAGGAUAAGGAAAGUAUCUUGACUGGUGAAAGGGAAUCAUUUCAAGAAGCAUCUGGAAGGGAAACACCAGGUUUUAUGGCUGAGCAAGAAGCGAAUGAGAGAAGUGACAGCGAUCAAGAUGAUGAAGAAAUUACUGCAUGUGAUCACAAAUCAGGCCAACGAGGAGCACCAGAAUACAAACGCUUGAUUUCAAUCCAUUCUGGGAAACCAAAGGGUAGUUUAAAGGACGCAUUAGGAGUUGUAGCUAACAAAGUUAGACGUCUUAGUCUGAGUGAACAAGCACUUGAGAAGGCUGCCACAAAUCAUGGCACUGAUGUUGUAAGGUUCACACAGAAACAUGUACUAAGAAUAUACCCUAAAGGAACACGUGUCACCUCCUCUAAUUACAAGCCACAUGUUGGGUGGAUGCAUGGGGCCCAGAUGGUUGCGUUUAAUAUGCAGGGAUAUGGCAAAUUGCUUUGGUCGAUGCAAGGGAUGUUCCGAACCAAUGGAGAGUGUGGUUAUGUGAAAAAACCUGAUUUUCUGAUGCAGAAGGGUCCACAUGAUGAGGUGUUCGAUCCUAAAAUAACACUGCCAGUGAAGAAGACAUUAAAGGUGAAAGUCUAUAUGGGAGAUGGAUGGCACUUGGAUUUUAGCCAAACACACUUUGACUCAUUUUCUCCCCCGGAUUUCUAUACAAAGGUUCGCAUUAUUGGGGUGCCAGCUGAUGUUACCAAGAAGAAAACGAGGAUAAUCGAGGAUGAUUGGGCUCCUUUUUGGGAUGAAGAAUUCAAAUUCCCUUUGACAGUUCCUGAGCUCGCCCUACUUCAGAUUGAAGUACGCGAUUAUGAUAGGUCUGAGAAGGAUGACUUUGGAGGGCAGACAUGUUUGCCUGUCUUGGAACUAAGACCGGGAAUUCAUGCUGUCCCACUUUAUGACAAAAAGGGUGAUAAACUAAAAUCUGUGAAGCUUCUAAUGCAGUUUCAGUUUGUUUAGGCUCCAGGACAGAUGGUCUUGCUACGAGUCCAUGUUACAUUAUUACAGGGUUGCACUUUUUCUUUUUCUUUUUAAAUAAUUAAAAAAGCUGUGUUCUUA
Carya illinoinensis is the source of this 2072-nucleotide messenger RNA. Its product is annotated as phosphoinositide phospholipase C 6-like. Bases 219 to 1973 code for a protein of 584 amino acids. Gene Ontology annotation, biological process: phosphatidylinositol-mediated signaling; lipid metabolic process. The record is from RefSeq and is a predicted model, not a curated record. The transcript has 9 exons. Lineage: Eukaryota; Viridiplantae; Streptophyta; Magnoliopsida; Fagales; Juglandaceae. Gene Ontology annotation, molecular function: phosphatidylinositol-4,5-bisphosphate phospholipase C activity.